UCCUAAGUUCCUCUUCCUUCGAGCAGAAUACUUCUCAGAAAGAUACAAGAAAUGGCACCUGUCAACAAAUUCCAAAAAUUGCUGGUGCUUGCACUCGACUGGAUUCUGUACAGUAUUGGUGCUACAGGUAACUGCCAUGUCACUGUAACACAGCCCAGGUUCCAGGAAGCCGAACACUCAGCGCACACUGCGCUCCUAACGUGUGCUUUCUCUGCCCAUGGAUGCUCCCCAUCUCAGCCUCAAGUUCUAUGGUUUCGCUUUUUUACUAACAGACAUGAGGAUCUGUGCACUCCUGAAUGCACGAAUCGCCAGAAGUUCCAAGUGCAUACAUCAUCAGAAAAUAACUACUGGCUUCAAAUCAACAACCUGACUGUAAACGACAGUGCUCUUUAUUUCUGUGGGAUAGCAUUUGCAGAUUCAGGCUCACCCCAUUCUAAGCAAACAGGAGAUGGAACAGUACUGACAAAAAGAGAGAGGUACAACACUGAAGAGUUCAACUCCAUGAUCAUCAUCUCAACGUUACUGCUGCUAUACAGCAUUACUGCAUUCACAAUCCUUGCAGCCCACAAGUUAAAACGAAAGCUGCUAAAUAGAAGUGGGAAUGAAAGGCAGAGAACAGAGAACUGUAAGAUCACUAGUGGCCGAAAAAUUUUUCGAGCAAUAGCCCAAGAACUGCAAAAGCAGCGUUAUGCUGAGCACUGCCAGCAGCCUGAUCAUUUGGAGGAUGACACUGUUUAUCAGAACAGAUGAGUAUCUGCUUCGUUUCCAGUUUGUUGGAUAUGUUUGAUGCAACUGAAGGGGCUGAUGAAGAAGUGAAGCUUUGUCACAGACUUACUUUCCUUUAAAAUGCAAGGAGCAAAGUGUACAGGGCAGUGUUCUUUGAGAGUGCUGAAGAGAUCAUCAAAACCAACAUUAUGUCUGCUACACAUUACUUUCCAUUCCACAAGAACAAAAACAGCGGGAGAAGGCUUCAUCUUUUAGAAAAGAACUGCUAAUGCUUCAUAAAAACUUUCCCUUUCAAUUUAGAUUUAAUUCUACACAUUUUUACAUGAAUGUCAAUGCAUUUCUUAUAUGUGAAUUGUGCAUUUGUGUAAGAUGUACAUGAAUCAACAGCAACAAAAUAAACUCAUUACACAGUGA
Messenger RNA from Lagopus leucura (white-tailed ptarmigan), 1140 nucleotides. It is a transcript of the gene IGSF6, whose product is annotated as immunoglobulin superfamily member 6. The transcript has 6 exons. Bases 52 to 750 code for a protein of 232 amino acids. The record is from RefSeq and is a predicted model, not a curated record. NCBI's taxonomy places the organism in Eukaryota, Metazoa, Chordata, Aves, Galliformes, Phasianidae.